AUGCCGGAGCCGGUGCGGAAACACAAAACACACAAACCAUCACAACAUCAUCACCACAACUACCACCAUCUGCCACAUCAGCAUCACCAUCAUUACCACAAGCCGCACUUACACUCCCAAUAUCCAAAUCAAGCAGCGAAGCAAGGCCGAAGGGCAGUAAAUCCAACGGUGCCUAUGCCAGUGCCACCGCCACCAGCGCUUCCACCGAUAAUGCCACAAAAUCAACUCGAUGAUAUGGGUAUAUACGGCGAGGACUUGGAUGCUGGGAUGGGAGGUGCGAAUGGUCUGCGUGGCGGUGUGUCUGACCAUCUGGUGUACUCACCCGGCGCCCCGCAACCAAUGCCUGUAAACGCCGAUUUGGCACCCAACUAUGGGCCGGCGCUAUUUGGCAUGGCCGGUGGCGCCAGUGGCAGCAGCAAUGAAAAUAAGCAACAACAACAAUAUACCGGAGGCGCCCCCUCAUCGUCUAGUGUAUUGACCAUGCCGGGUUCAACCCAACAGCUAAUGCAACAUAUGGAACUGAUGAGCGCUUUGGCUGCGGCAGCGGCGGCCGCAGCAGGAGGAGCAAAUGGCGGCGAUGACGAAGAUGAAGCGGGUGCGGGAGGUGGAGGUGGAGGUAGCGCGACGAACACACUCUUGGCAGAUGACUUUUUGGCCGAUAUGCAACGUACGUAUGCCAAUGGUAAGCAUCCGACAGCUGCUUUUAGGCGCCGGAAGAAAUAUCGCGGCGGAGGACUGGCAGAGAUAGGCGAUGCCGCACUAACAUUUCCAUUGAACACACCGCAGCUGCAGCAACAACACAUACAGCAACAACAACAGCAACACCAACAACUACUGCGGCAGCAGUAUCAGCAGCAGCAGCAGCAACAAUUCUUCGGUGUAAAUUAUUUUACGCAACAGCCAAAGCCGCAAAUGCAAAUGCUAAGGGCACCAGCCAGCAGCAACAGCAACAAAUACCGCACCUAUCAUCGGAACACACAUUACAGAUACAAACAACCCUACAACAACAAUGAUAUCUAUGCCACCACAAUAUCUGAUGAAGGCAUGGGCAGCGAUGGCGAUGAUGGGGACGAGCGCGACGACGACGAUAAUGGCGAUGAUGCAACAAUGUUCUUUUCCAGCCGCCCCACAUCGGCCACUUCCCCACUUUCAUCCACUAGCAUCUACAACAACGCUAAUGACUAUGAGGACGCUGUGGACGAUGAGGACCAAUUCGAUUACAAUAGCAACGGCAAUAGCGACAGCAAUAGACAUAGCAACAAAAACUAUAAUAGCAACUACUUCGAUGGUGUUGAUGAUGAUGAAAAUGAAGGUGUUAAUCCGGUUAGUUAUCAGUCGACAACGGCCUAUGGAGCGUAUGCGGCCAGUGCAUCGACGCCAGCCACUGUGACUCAUCUCAAAUUACGACCAUAUCGCCAGUUGCAAAAGCACCAAAGCCAUAAGCAUAUGCAAAUACAACAACAACAGCAACAGCAAUACACCUCACAACAGCCAUCAGACUAUUCAGGUCAGCUUCAGCCUCAACAGCUGCAACUCAUCACAACAGCACAACCAAUUAACGUCGUUGGUCCCACGGCAAGUGACUUUGAUGAUCAACAGCCGCCAUUACCCCAACAACGUCACAAAUAUCCAGUGUCAACACGCUACAAGAAACGCAAAAACCGCAUCAAAGGGAAGCCAAAUCGAAAUCGCAUUCCGACGCAAUAAUUGCUUUUGCUUUUGCUUCAGCGUCUAGCUGCUCAAC
Molecule: messenger RNA, 1744 nt
Organism: Anastrepha ludens (Mexican fruit fly)
Lineage: Eukaryota; Metazoa; Arthropoda; Insecta; Diptera; Tephritidae
Product: dendritic arbor reduction protein 1-like
Exons: 1
Coding region: 1-1707 (568 amino acids)
Source: RefSeq, a predicted model, not a curated record